UAUGUAUUUUUUAUGGAACGAUAGAGAGUAUUAUGAAGGCAUUAUGCAGUAUUAUGCGAUAUUACGUUGGUAUGGCCAUCGACAAAAAAUUUUUGUAUUUUUUAUGUAACGACAGAGAGUAUUAUGAAGGUAUUAUGCAGUAUUAUGCGAUAUUACGUUGGUAUGGCCAUCGACAGAAAAUUUAUGUGUUUUUUAUGAAUUAUGAAGGUAUUAUGCAGUAUUAUGCAGUAUUAUGCGAUAUUACGUUGGUAUGGCCAUCGACAGAAAAUUUAUGUAUUUUUUAUGAAUUAUGAAGGUAUUAUGCAGUAUUAUGCGAUAUUACGUUGUUAUGGUCAUCGACAGAAAAUUUAUGUACUUUUUUUGAAUUAUGAAGGUAUUAUGCAGUAUUAUGCAGUAUUAUGCGAUAUUACGUUGGUUAUGGAUUAUUGACAGAAAAAUAUGUAUUUUUUAUGUAACGAUAGAGAGUAUUAUGAAGGCAUUAUGCAGUAUUAUGCGAUAUUACGUUGGUAUGGCCAUCGACAGAAAAAAUAUGUAUUUUUUAUGUAACGACAGAGAGUAUUAUGAAGGUAUUAUGCAGUAUUAUGCGAUAUUACGUUGGUAUGGCCAUCGACAGAAAAUUUAUGUAUUUUUUAUGAAUUAUGAAGGUAUUAUGCAGUAUUAUGCAGUAUUAUGCGAUAUUACGUUGGUAUGGAUUAUUGACAGAAAAAAUAUGUAUUUUUUAUGGAACGAUAGAGAGUAUUAUGAAGGCAUUAUGCAGUAUUAUGCGAUAUUACGUUGGUAUGGCCAUCGACAGAAAAUUUUUGUAUUUUUUAUGUAACGACAGAGAGUAUUAUGAAGGUAUUAUGCAGUAUUAUGCGAUAUUACGUUGGUAUGGCCAUCGACAGAAAAUUUAUGUAUUUUUUAUGAAUUAUGAAGGUAUUAUGCAGUAUUAUGCGAUAUUACGUUGUU
This is a messenger RNA of Hydractinia symbiolongicarpus, 948 nucleotides long. RefSeq lists its product as uncharacterized. Bases 368 to 817 code for a protein of 149 amino acids. The transcript has 2 exons. NCBI's taxonomy places the organism in Eukaryota, Metazoa, Cnidaria, Hydrozoa, Anthoathecata, Hydractiniidae. The record is from RefSeq and is a predicted model, not a curated record.